GUUCGCACAGUCUGCUUAGCAACUUUGACCGUAUAGCAUACAGCAUCUCAGGAAAGUACACAUGCCAAAUGAAUUAUGGCAUUAAAACUCUUACUUUUCUUCCUUCUUGCUCUGGUGUCAUUAAGCCAUCCGGUCGGUUCAUCAACAGUAACUACUAUUAGACGUAAGAGCAAAGCUCGGACUGAUGUGAAAGCAGAGCAUCUCACUUACGAAUGGACGAUAAAUGAUUUUACUCUUCUCCCCCAAGAAAAGGGACAAUACAUCGAAUCACCAGAAUUUCAUACUGCAAACAACGAUGCAGGAUGGAAACUACGCCUGUACCCACAAGGUUACAACGACGAAAACUAUAUGAGUCUUUAUCUCCAUCUUGCUUAUCAGUCCCUGGGGAGAAUGAGAAUACACUGGAAAAUUUUAAUCAUUAAAUGCGACGAAGUUAAAGUCGAUAAAACCUACGAGGACGUGUAUGAUAGGCCAAGAUUGUUCGGUGAUCCCCAGUUCCUGAAUAGAUCAGAUCUCAUUAAUAUGACGAGUCCUGAAGAUACGUUCAUCAUUCGUGCUGAAAUUGACAUGCCCAUGAAAACUGCUACAGUCCCAAUCUCUAUCACAGAAUCCCUGAAGGAAGAAAUGGAACAUGAUUUGGCGAAAUACAGAUGGACUGAACAUUUUGCACGACUGUUUAAAGAGCCAAAGUUCAGUGAUGUGGUAGUUAUCGCCUCUAAUGAAAGAUUCUUUGCGCAUAAAGUCAUUUUGGCCACCCGAAGUCCUGUUUUCGCAGCCAUGUUCGAGGACAAUCGGACUAAUGAAGUGAGAAUUGAGCAUAUAGCGCCGGUCGGGGUCGAGGCGAUGCUAGAAUUCAUUUACACAGAUGAAGUUACGGAUCUGGACAGACGGGCAAAUAUAUUAUUAGAAGCCGCUUACAAGUUUCAACUACCACGAUUGAAAACCAUGUGCGAAAUGGUCAUUUAUAAAGCACUCAAGGCAUCGAAUGCUGCUGAUUUGUUGAUUCUCACGCACGAGUCCCACUCCAGCAAAUUAAAGGACCAUGUGAUGAACUUCAUUGUUGAUCAUUUUUCUGAAGUGAUGAUAUCGAAAAGUUAUGAGAGAAUGGAAGAGUACCCAGAAUUGUUGACAGAAUUAUUCCAUUCAGCACUCUUGAAAAACGAGCCAAAAACAGAAAAAAAAUAAACUUGAGCCAUAUAUAUAGA
This is a messenger RNA of Diachasma alloeum, 1205 nucleotides long. RefSeq names its product speckle-type POZ protein A. Lineage: Eukaryota; Metazoa; Arthropoda; Insecta; Hymenoptera; Braconidae. The coding region runs from base 76 to 1185 and encodes 369 amino acids. Gene Ontology annotation, biological process: proteasome-mediated ubiquitin-dependent protein catabolic process; regulation of proteolysis. Gene Ontology annotation, cellular component: cytoplasm. The transcript is spliced from 2 exons. Gene Ontology annotation, molecular function: ubiquitin protein ligase binding. The record is from RefSeq and is a predicted model, not a curated record.